Molecule: messenger RNA, 5287 nt
Organism: Aphidius gifuensis
Lineage: Eukaryota; Metazoa; Arthropoda; Insecta; Hymenoptera; Braconidae
Product: maestro heat-like repeat-containing protein family member 1
Exons: 3
Coding region: 311-5035 (1574 amino acids)
Cellular component (GO): cytoplasm
Source: RefSeq, a predicted model, not a curated record
UAGUGGACACCUCCCUUAAGUUACCUAUGUUUAUUGUUUACAUACAUUUGCAUAUGUUUACAUGUAUGUUUAUGUGUGACAGACUGACAGUUUUUACAUAAUUCAUAACAAUUCAUAACAUUGACAGUUCAUGAUUCCUAAUUUAUCCAAGUUUAAAGAUACUUUUCAAGUAUUAAAAAUAAAAUACCGAGAGAAUAUUUGACAAGUGGACUUUCAGUGGACUUUAGAUUGUCAUGGCAGCUAUCGAACAUAUUAUAAAAAACUAGGUUGACAAAUUUUUACCGGAAAGAAUUGUAUAAUAGAAGGAAAAAUGAGCGAUGAAAAGGUGGAAAACCCUGAGUUGCCAGCGGUGGUAGGAGCACUUUUAGACAUUUUAGAUGAUAAAAAUGAUCAGGUAAAAAAAUCCGUAAAAGAUGCACUGAAAAAAAUAUCCAGUGAAAAUCCUCAAGUAGUAAUACAUGCAUCAGUUUAUUACUGGGAAUUACAUAAAAAAAUGAAUUCAACUCAUGUAUCUGCUGUGCUGAAAAUAAUGAUGGAAACAUGUAGAGAUAAAUUAGUAAAACUUGAUGAUGAUUUAGCAGCAUCAGUGGCUGAGCUCGCAGUCACAGCAUUAACACAAGAUUAUGAAGAUGAAGCAACACAGUUACUCAUUGCAUUGAGUCGAAUUCAUUGCACCCAGGCUAUGGGUAGUAUUUUGAGUAAAUUUGAACCAGAAGUUGUUCCAGCAUGUUCAAUAAUUAAAGCAAUGGGUAUGGUUGCUUCGUGUAAUCCAUUUGGCAUGGUUCCAUUUAUAAAAUUAACACUGAGUGUUAUGCUUCCGAUGCUGUCUCAAGCACAUGAUGAUUUGCAAAAGCAAGCUUUUUGUUUUGUUUUUGGUAAAUUUGCUGAGGCAAUAAAUGAUUAUAUAAUGAAUUUGGAUGAAGCACCUGAUCCUGGUAUUGGAAAAGAUACAUUUGUAGAAGAAAUGACAAAAAUAUUUGAUGUACUUACUAAUCAUUGGUUAAAAACAAACAAAAACAUUAAAUUAACUGAGAGUAUUCUGCUAGCGUUGUGUCCAAUUAUGCCACUUUUAUCUGAAGAAAAUGCAACAUCUAGAACUGCUAAAUUAACACCGACUUUAUUGGGUCUUUUUAGAUAUCCAAAUAUUCGUUUAGCUGCAACAAGAGUACUUGCAAUGUUUUUAAAUUGCACGAACGAAGAAACAAGAGAAAUUGUAAGACCAUUUCUAGAGUCAAUACAACACAGUCUUUUUGAUUUAAUAAUUGUUACACCAUUUGAAGCAUUGCGUGAUGCUUUAUUAACACACUAUGAAGUUCUUCAAUGUUUUCGUGCAAUCGUUGUACUUUAUCCUGAAGAAGGCCUCGAUAGACUACUUCAAUAUCUUAAAGUACCAACUGGAACACAACGAGCAAGAGCUCUAGUUGUUCUUCGACAUUUAAUUAAUACACUUCCACCUGAGGAUGAUGCUUCAUUACAAAAAAUAGCUCUGAGUCUACAAAAUAGUUUAAGUGAAGGAAGCACUAGACAGUUAGUCGGUGUAAUUGUUGCUCUAGCUGCACAUCCAACUCUUCCUCUAUUACCAUCACAACGGGCUGCAUUUAUACAAUUUAUGGUACUCAAAUGUGCUGUACCAAAUUGUCCGAAUGAAGAAUCACAGGCAUAUGAAGAAGCAUUAUUUUUACUAGCAACAACUGUUGAUGGAGCUGAAAAUUGGCUUUGGCCAUCAUUAAUAAAAUCAUUGUUAGAUCAAACUUAUACAGAAUCAGCAGUUCCAGUUUUGCGAUCACUAUCUGUUUUGGCUGUAAAAAUUAUACGAGCUGACAAUUUUGGAUAUUCAUGUAAAGAUUUUUCUGGAACAAAAGUUUUAGCAAGAUGUCUUGAACUAAUGAAUUAUGAAAAAAAUCGUUUCAGUGUUAUUAUAUUUUUGAGAUCAGCUGCUCCACUUUUAGGUCAUCAGUUAAAACCAGAAUGGGAUGCUCGACUUCUUGAAAUAUCAAAAAAAUUUGAAACUGAAAAUAAUGAAAAUUCAUCGUCAUCAUCAAAUUGGCAAGAGCUGAUGAUUGAGUUUUUGGAAAAAAGUGUUGAACUUGAAGGAGAUGAUUGGGCAGGAAAAUUAGCUAUAGAGUUAGCAAGUGAUCCAAUGAGUCCUGGUGUUGCUCCUUAUUUAGCAGCUGUAACUAACGAUCGACAACAUCUUAGCAGUCUCAUUUACAUGUUAAAAUGUCAUCCAUUUAAUAAUGAAUACCCCCAAGCUAUUGGAAUUGCAGCAAAACGUUAUUUCAUAGAAAUAAUUGAACUUAUGGAAGCUGCUUGUGUUAUUGAAGAUCAAAGAAAAAAUCCCACAAGAUUAUUGGGACUUGUUAGAGAUUCAAAAGCAGCUGCAAGUGCUGAAGCAACAAAAGCAAGUCUUUUAAAAUGUUACGCUGAAAUUUGUCGUAGAAGUGAAGCAAGCCAAUUAUUUCCACAUCUUGAAAAUCAUAUUUUACCAUGGAUUGUCAAACAAUUAAAUGAAUGCAAAGAAACAACAACAAAAGAAGCUGGUUUAAUUGCCCUUGAACAAGUUGGUGAAGCAGUACAUUCAAAUCGUUUUCCAAAUUCAAGUGGUUUGUCAGGAAGACCAACGAGUCUUGCAACAUUACUUAAUCUUUUACAAUCUCACACUGGCUAUCGACCACUUCAACUUUAUCCAGCUAUACUCACAACAAUAAUAUCUCUAUUACGAAUUCCACCAGCAUUAAAUUCUGAUGAAAGACAUGCUGUACUUUCAACUGUACUUGAUAAAGUCAUUGGAGCAAGUCCCGAGGUUGAUUUAAUACUACCAGUUGAACAAAUGCAACGAGUUGUUAGUGGUCUUGCAACUGUAUGUAGUGAAAUUGUUAGUGAUUCAGCUGAUGGCCUAGCAGAUUUAAUUGAAAUACUUAUGCCUUGGAUGCAAUCGAAAUCAUCAAUUGAAAGAAAUACAACACUACGGGUUCUUCGUGCAAGUCUUGGAUCAUACAAUGAUUCUUUAAAAUAUACAUAUCCUGAUGGAAAACUUGAGCCUGGAAAAUUACUUGGAAGAAUACUUUCUUGGUCAGCUGAUCAAGAAUGCACACUAAGACCAAUUGUUAUUGAGUGUGUUGCAUUGACACUGGGUAUUGGAUCUCGUCAUCGAUCAACGCUACCUGAUAAUAAUUUAACUCAAGAUUUGAGUGAAUCAAAAAAAGCCAUUAUGAGUACAGAUAUUAAUGUUCUUUAUAAUGGAAUUAAAAUGCUUUCUUCAGCUGCUUGUGAACGUAUUUCAUCUGGUGAAAUUGUAAGUCUUGCAGUUGGCCUUAUUGAAGGACUUUUAUUUCGUGGUGAAAAUGGUCUUGCUGCAGGAAUUGGACUAACUCAAGUAUUUCGUUUACGAGGAGCUGAUAUUCCACGAUCAGAUCUUUAUCUUGUUGAUAAUAUUAUUGGACAAAUGAGACAAAUGGAAAAUUCAAGUUGUCGACGAACAGCUGCUGGGGCUAUUAAAAUUUUAACAAUUCAUCAUCCAGAUGAAGUUAUAGAACAUUUAUUACAUCAACCAUUACCAUUAGAUCGUGGUACUGAGGAAUGCUGGAAAGAACUUGGUUCAGAGGAAGAAUUUGGCAUCAAAACACUUGACUUUUUGAUUAAUCGAUUGGAAAAUAAUAACAUUUUUUCAGAAAAUUCAUUAAAUCAAGGAUCAAACAAUACUACUAUUUCUACUGCAUCAUUUCCAUCAUUAUCAGCAAUUGUUUCUCUUCGUCAUUUACUACAAUCAUCAACAUGUGAAGUACUUAUUGAAAAACGUUUAGCUGAAUUACUUGCAAUACUUUUAAAGUAUAUGUCUGGUUGGUUACAUGUUGAUGCUCCAGUAUCAGUAAUUAGCACUAAAUUUGGUUUUGUUCCAAAUCGAGAAGCAUGCAAACUCUCACCAAGAAGAGAAGUAUACUCUGUCUUGACAAAUGUAUUAACUGUUGUUAAUAUUAAUGUUGCAUCAAGUCUAUUAAAUGAUACAUUUUCUGAUAAUGAUAAACAAGCUGAUGAAAAUUUAGUAUCAACAGUUCGUUCUGUUAUACGAUGUUUAGGAAAUAAAAAUGAUAUACUUGAAAAUAUUGCUCAUAAUUUAAGUAAACUUGUGACAAGUACAAUACCAGCACAAAGAGCCGUAUCCGUGGCUUUUUACGCUGAACUUAUUGGACGAGUUGAUUGUGGAUCAAUUUGGCUUGACGCAAUUAUAAAUACAAUGCAUGACGCAAAAACUGAUUCAUCGCCAUUAGUCAGAAAAUUAGCAACAAUUGGAUUAACGAGAAUUGCUUAUUUAAAACCAAAUCAAAUAUUAGAAUAUUUUGAUAAUUGUAUGAGAGCAUUGCUAGAUGGUUUAGAAGAGCCAGCUAAUGAUGAUGGAGGUAGUAACGUUAUUCUUGAAUCAAUCAAAGGUCUUAGUAUAUUACUGUCAAUAAAAACUGAACGACCAGUUAGUCCAAGAGUUGUUUUGGCAUUAAAACCAUUUGUCGAAAAACAAAAUUGGGAAAUUUGUCUUGCAGCAAUAAGUGCACUUGGUGCAAUAUGCAAAGGAUGGUUAAAAUCUGUUAAAUCACCAGAUGAUGAUGUUACAGAUCAUUUGCUUGGUUGUCUUCCUUGUUUAAUAAUAAAACUAGAAGAUCCAAAUUCUUUGAUUGCCAAAGCUGCACGUGAAACUCUCUAUGAUUCAGCAAAUCUUCUUCAAUCAGAACCACUUGCUCAUCUUAUUCGUACUCAACUUAUUGUUGCUAAUGAUUUAAAUAUUGAAUUAUUUUAUCGUGAAAUUAUUAAUUGUCUCAAACAAGAAUUACCACAGAGAGCUGAUGAAUUGAGAAAUGCUGUUGUUAAUGGUUACUCAAGAUCUGAAUUAUUUUCAACAAGAGCAACAUCAGUUCUUAUUUUGGGAUUAUUUGGUCAACCUCGACCUCAGGAUGUACCAAGAAUGCUUCAGUUACUACGAGAUAAUGAACCAUUUGUCAAAUCACGAGCAGCUAAAGCGCUGGCACUUGGUUUUACACAUUAGACUGCAUUAGACUCACGACACUCCGCUUAAUAUAUUAUCUACAAUUUCAAAGCUUAUUAAUAAAAUUAUUUAUUUGCAAUAUUAAGUUAACCAAAGUAUCAAGAUCGAGAUAUCGAGAAAAAAAAAUAAUUUGUGAUAUUUUAAAAAAAUAAUACACGCAGUUAUUAUAUGUAUACAAAAUGAAAAUUGGUUUUAUGUAAAUUUUUGGCAAUUUACUAAUGUUGUUUAUUAAAAUAUAUAUAUUCUCAUAUA